AGCACAGCCAAUAGUUAUUAGUGCAAUGAGAGUUGGUCCAGCGUACUUUGAGGGCGUCGCAGACGAAAUUGGGGCCUGCGCACCUGUAUUGACAGGGUCCGUUAUGGAGCUGCAGUCACGCUCUCCUUUGCUCAAGGCGCGGUCACCGACCCCCAAGCCACUCGUUACCCAUAUCGCUGACUUCACUCAGCUGUCACUGACUUGCCUAGACGCCGCGUACUCGGCAUGUUGUAAGCACGUCGUAUGUGCUGCUCGGAGCAGGCUGCACCCUGCUGGCACAUUCUUCCCACCAUUCCAAUCAUUGUCGACCUGGACAGACCUGAUUUGGUACUGCAUGGAGCAGUCGGUGUCCGUCCCCAGCAAGAAAGGCUGCGUGCGGCGGAGCUUCUUGACAUGACAGGAACGGACUUGUGCGAACAGACGCGCUAUCGUGGGCUGGAUGGUUGAUU
Baudoinia panamericana UAMH 10762 is the source of this 449-nucleotide messenger RNA. RefSeq lists its product as uncharacterized. The record is from RefSeq and is a predicted model, not a curated record. The annotation marks the transcript as partial. Lineage: Eukaryota; Fungi; Ascomycota; Dothideomycetes; Mycosphaerellales; Teratosphaeriaceae. The transcript has a single exon.